AUGAAGAGCGCCGCACAUAGUUCAACGGUUGACGUUUUGCAGGACAUCCACGCGCCGGUCAAGACGGCUUGCGACCACACAUUCUGCCGCGAGUGCCUGACGCAACGGCUCGAGGACUCGGCCACAUGCCCGGAGUGUCGCAACAAGUUGUUCGAGCCUGAGGCGCGAGAAGAGGAAGAGGAAGAAGAUGACGAUGAUAGGCUCGAUUAUGUUGCUCUCGUAGCGCGACUGUAUGCAAAGCAGGCAUACUUCGACGUGGCCUUCGAGGCGGCAUCUGCUGCUCGACUAGAGGCGCAGCGCGCAGAGCUUGCCGAACUCGACGCUCGGAAUGCAGCUCUUCAAGUGGAAAUCGACGAAUUGUUCCAGGACGAGCUGGAAGGCGAUUGGGAUGAUGCGUGCCUCGAGGCCACACAUUACCAGCCCAGUGUUCAUUCCCAGGAGGCAGAGCUCGAGGAAGAUCAAGAGAUAGCAGGACGUUGGAGCUGGUGGAUUCCUAAGUUCGUGCGAUACAUGCUGAGCAUGAUGAGCCAUAACGUGCAGUUUUAG
Molecule: messenger RNA, 546 nt
Organism: Fulvia fulva
Lineage: Eukaryota; Fungi; Ascomycota; Dothideomycetes; Mycosphaerellales; Mycosphaerellaceae
Exons: 1
Coding region: 1-546 (181 amino acids)
Source: RefSeq, a predicted model, not a curated record